Pseudonaja textilis is the source of this 2106-nucleotide messenger RNA. NCBI's taxonomy places the organism in Eukaryota, Metazoa, Chordata, Lepidosauria, Squamata, Elapidae. The record is from RefSeq and is a predicted model, not a curated record.
GCUUACGUGCCCGUUCCUCCUCUUGUGGCAUGGGGUGAGUUGCUUCUACGUGCCAGGAGUGGCUCCCAUCAAUUUUCACCGGAAUGCUCCUGUAGAAAUCAAGGCUGUGAAACUCACCAGUUCGCGCACGCAGUUACCUUAUGAAUAUUACUCCUUGCCCUUCUGUCGGCCGGUCAAGAUCAAAUAUAAAGCCGAAAAUUUAGGUGAGGUCCUGAGAGGGGACCGCAUUGUCAACACACCUUUCCAGGUUUCCAUGAAUGUGGAGAAGAAGUGCGAGGUGUUGUGUGACGUCCCGAACAAGCCCGUUGUGUUGACGAAGGAGAAAAGCCAGCUGGUGGUGGAAAGGAUCCAGGAGGAAUACUAUGUACACCUGAUUGCUGACAACUUGCCGGUGGCGACGAGGCUGGAGUUCUACUCGAACCGUGAGGAGGAGGAGAAGAACAAGGAACGGGACCUUCAGUUCGAACACGGCUACCGACUUGGGUUCAUGGAGAAGAACAGGUUCUUCCUGCACAACCACCUUUCCUUCAUCCUGUACUACCACCAAGAGGAGGUGGAGGUGAACCAGGAGCCCACCUACCGGGUGGUUCGCUUCGAGGUCAUCCCGCAAAGCAUUGCGCUGGCAGACAUGAAGGUGGAUGAGAAGGGAGUUUGUGUCCUGCCCGAAGCUGCCAGCGCCUCCGCUCAAGAAAUCGACCCCACUAAGCCCAAUGAGUUAUUUUUUACUUAUUCUGUGCACUGGGAGGAGAGCGACGUGAAAUGGGCCUCCCGUUGGGACACCUACCUCACCAUGAGCGAUGUGCAAAUACAUUGGUUUUCCAUCGUCAAUUCCGUCGUGGUGGUUUUCUUCCUUUCAGGUGAGCCCUCCCUUCCUAGGAUCCUCAUGGCUGGAAUUCUGCCUUUUGGCGCCAUGUUUAUUGAACUUUUCUUCAUUUUCAGCGCCAUCUGGGAGAAUCAAUUCUACUACCUCUUCGGCUUCUUAUUCCUGGUGUUUAUCAUCCUGGUGGUCUCCUGUUCCCAGAUCAGCAUCGUCAUGGUGUACUUCCAGCUCUGCGCUGAGGAUUAUCGGUGGUGGUGGAGGACGUUCCUCGUGUCUGGAGGAUCUGCCUUCUACGUGCUCAUCUACGCAAUCUUCUACUUCGUGAAUAAGCUGGACAUCGUGGAAUUCAUCCCCUCGUUGUUGUAUUUCGGCUACACCGCCCUCAUGGUUCUUUCCUUCUGGCUCCUGACGGGGACAAUCGGCUUCUAUGCAGCCUACAUGUUUGUCCGCAAAAUUUACGCCGCGGUGAAAAUAGACUGAAGGCGCCGGCACCGUCGGACGGCGCGCGGAUCCACCGCCAGGCUUUGGUUUCCUCCGAGGAAGGAAUCUGGGAAACGGUUUUGUUUUUGUUUGUUUUUUCCUGUUUCUCCCAAGGAAAGAGAGAAAAAAAAUAUAUAUAUAUAUUUUGGGGUCAGGACACAGGAAAUUCAAACCAUCCAACCCACCAAGUUCAACUCUUGGAAUGUAAUUUUCUUUCGGCACAAUAUCCGUGGAAUCGGGGAAUUUCCCGGAGGGAAAGGUGUAUAGAUUCUUUACCUUUUAAUUCUACACUAUUCUGGAUUGAAGGGGUUUUUUUUUAAUUAAAAAAAAAAUAUGCCAGUCCGUCUCUUACAGGGAAUAUUCCUCUGUCUACUUUUCGGACCAUCGCGCCGCUCACGAUGGCCAACGGACGCUCUGCCAUUCAGGAGGAGGAGAUUUCCACUAAGCAGGCGUUUGCGGUGCCAGGAGGCGGACGGAAACUGGUUUGCUGGCGUUUUCUUGGAUUAACCUGGUUCCAACCACUCUUUGAUCCAGGGCUGCAGGCUACAGUGCUCAUGUCCGAGCGAGAGAAGUGCAAUUUUGACAGAAGAGGCUUUCAAAUGGGAUCAUCUCCUCCUCUGCCCGUCUCGGGACUCUCUUGGUGCUCAAAAGUUGUGCCGAAACGGCGGACGGCACCUCAGCUUUUUAACAGGAGGAACGAUAAGGGAUGUGGGACUGUGGCUCUUGAACCAGGUCAAGCACAUCGGAGGACGCAGCUCUGGGCAGACAUUUUUUUUUUGUUCCUACCCAAAACUUCUGGAUGAGCC